Messenger RNA from Sclerotinia sclerotiorum 1980 UF-70, 291 nucleotides. RefSeq lists its product with no specific name. The coding region runs from base 1 to 291 and encodes 96 amino acids. The record is from RefSeq and is a predicted model, not a curated record. The transcript is spliced from 3 exons. Lineage: Eukaryota; Fungi; Ascomycota; Leotiomycetes; Helotiales; Sclerotiniaceae.
AUGUAUCCUCUUCGAAAUCAUCAAAUUCUCUAUUCAUUCUAUACCAAUGUGGAUGAAAUCAACAUUAUUCAAUUCCUAGCAGCGAACAAAUAUACAUGCCCAAAAGUGGGCGAGAACGAGAAGGGCGAGGGAGAGAUAAACGACAGUGAUUAUCGAAAGUUCGAAUUCGAGAGAGGCUAUCCAGAACCAGGAAUUGGAAUCAGAUAUUAUCCGAGGAGUUCAAUCGCGGUAAUGAAGGGGUCUCAAGGAGAUGGUGGUGAUAGACAAGAAAGUUGUUUGAUCGGAUAUUGA